UGCUAACGCCGUUAAAAAAGUGAACGUUAAAAGAAUAAGUGCGCAUACAAAAUUUAUUUGAUAAUUGAUUAAAUUGAAUUGAUUAAAAGUAAUUUCGUUAGUACAUUUAAUUAAUUAACGAUGAUUAAACAUAAAUAACUCGAUACCUUGCUGAUAAGUGCAAUCAGAUUGAGACGCAGCAACAACAACAGAAAUCACAGAACUUUGCUGAAACCGGUCCAGAGUAGUUGUUAUGCCAAAAGCUUUGUCAGUGUUAAAGCAAUGAGUGCCGCUUUAGGAUUACGGAAGUAUCAAGUGCAUCUUCUUCCGCUACUAUUGAUACUGAUUAAUAGUAUUAUCGGUACUUAUUGCUAUAAGGUGCCUCCUGUCACAGUGGAGCCAUUGGCCAGAGGCUUUCGUGUUUCCAUACCGGAUGAGAGUGGAGUCAAGAGUGUGGCAUUCAAUGUGAAUCGCAAUCGCAAUUUCACGGGAUUCGAACAGGGUGACUAUAGCGGUCAAGUUCAUGAGCCGCACAAUGGACGGUGGCAAUAUGAUUUCGUGAAGGGAACGCUGGCUGCGUAUGACACGCUUUUUUUGUGGACGAAUGUGCAGCACGGCACUGCCAUGUAUCGGGAUCAGGGUAAGCCGCUGGAUGCUUGCGAAUUGCCUGGGAAUUAUUUGCCACGGGGUUGCGCGAGAGUCGUCUCUGAAAUCGAUCAUAUGACAAGGGAGCAAUCAAGCAGCGUAGGCUCACAAUCGGAGCCGUGUGACGAGGGGAGCGAGACAGUGAUGUCACCACAAUCAGGCAGACCGCUUUGCAAGGGUCAAUUGAUAUUCGAGGAGAACUUCGACCAGCUAAACGAGAGUCUCUGGCAACACGAGGUGCGUGCUCCAUUGGAUAGCAUUGAUGCCGAGUUUGUGCUGUACGAUGGCAAGGCCCAAGUGCGUGACGGACAGUUGAGCAUUGAGCCAACGCUUUGGUCCAAUUACCGUCCAGAUUUGCCCAUAACCCAUGCUCAACUUGAUUUGUCCGAGCGCUGCACGGGCACACACAAUCGACAAAAAGAGUGUGUACUGGUCACGAGUGGACCAAUCAUUUUGCCACCGGUUGUGGCUCCACGUGUUACCACUAAAGAGUCAUUUCAAUUCAAGUACGGACGUGUAGAGAUUCGCGCUCAGCUGCCACGGGGAGAUUGGCUUAUACCACUGCUGCUGCUGGAGCCAUACAUGGAAUCGUAUGGCCAAACUGGCUAUGAAUCGGGUCAAUUGCGCGUCGCCAUGGCGCGAGGUAAUGAUCAGUUGCGUUUGCCCCAUGGAAAACUAAUCGAUGGGCGCACUCUGUUUGCGGGUCCUGUAUUGUCCGUCGAGGCAACGCAGCGUGAGGAUUUUAUGGUGCAAUUGCGACGUAGUGUUCAUUUUGGCAAUGACUUUCAUGUGUAUGGCCUCGAAUGGAGCAGCAAGAGUUUACGAUUUACCGUUGACGGCAUCGAGUUUGGUGAGCUGACUAAUUUCGUUGAUACCGGUUUAAAUCCCAGCUGGCGACGCAGCUCUUCACCAUUGGCGCCAUUCGAUCGCAUGUUUUAUAUUUCGCUAGGCUUAUCAGUUGGCGGAUUUGGCGACUUUGUUGAUAGAUUGAGAACUGCCACCUAUGAGAAGCCCUGGCUCAACAAGCAUCCCCAGGCGAAACUGAAUUUCUGGCAGAGCCAGGACAAAUGGUUGCCAUCGUGGAAGCAACCAAAGUUGCUAGUUGACUAUGUUCGUGUGUAUGCGAUUUAGCGAAUGUCUGCAUAGCAUUUUGUAAUUUAUACAAGGUUCUGUCCAUAUAUAAGGUAAUCAGAUUUUUCUUGAUUUUUGACUG
Molecule: messenger RNA, 1837 nt
Organism: Drosophila albomicans
Lineage: Eukaryota; Metazoa; Arthropoda; Insecta; Diptera; Drosophilidae
Gene: GNBP1
Product: gram-negative bacteria-binding protein 1
Exons: 4
Coding region: 262-1755 (497 amino acids)
Biological process (GO): carbohydrate metabolic process
Molecular function (GO): carbohydrate binding; hydrolase activity, hydrolyzing O-glycosyl compounds
Source: RefSeq, a predicted model, not a curated record